Messenger RNA from Pipistrellus nathusii (Nathusius's pipistrelle), 906 nucleotides. Lineage: Eukaryota; Metazoa; Chordata; Mammalia; Chiroptera; Vespertilionidae. The record is from the annotation of a GenBank genome assembly.
AUGGGGGCCCAGGGCAGGAGCUGCCUGGCGGCCGGCUUGCUGCUGGACCGGGUGGCCAUCGUCACCGGCGGGGGCACGGGCAUCGGGAAGGCCAUCACGACCGAGCUCCUGCGGCUGGGUUGUAAUGUGGUCAUUUCAUCCCGUAAGUUCGAUGUAUUAAAAUCUACUGCAGACGAACUGAAAACCAUCCUGUCUCCCACCCACCAGUCUCAGGUCACUCCCAUAAAAUGCAACAUCCGUAAGGAAGAGGAGGUAAAUAAUUUGGUCAAAUCCACCUUAGAUAUUUAUGGGAAGAUCGAUUUCUUGGUAAACAAUGGAGGAGGCCAGUUCACGGCUCCUGCUGACCACAUCAGUGCAAAGGGAUGGCAUGCUGUGAUUGAAACCAACCUGACAGGCACCUUCUAUAUGUGCAAAGCAGUUUACAACUCUUGGAUGAGAGAGCAUGGAGGAUCCAUUGUCAAUAUCAUUAUUGUUACUAAAAAUGGAUUUCCGGGAUUUGCGCAUAGUGCAGCUGCCAGAGAUGGUGUUUACAACCUCAGCAAAACCUUGGCUUUGGAAUGGGCCAGCAGUGGAAUAAGAAUCAACUGUGUUGCCCCUGGAACCAUUUAUUCCCAGACUGCUUAUGACAACUACGGUGAUUUGGCAAAAGACUUAUUUGGAAGGGCCUAUGAGAAAAUCCCAGCUAAGAGACUUGGAGUUCCUGAGGAGGUUUCCUCCUUGGUAUGCUUCCUGCUAUCUCCAGCAGCUUCCUUCAUCACCGGGCAGGUGGUGGACGUGGAUGGGGGCCAGUCUCUGUAUAAUCACAUGUUCCAUGUACCAGAUCAUGACAACUGGCCGGAGGGACCAGGGGACCUUUCUGUUGUCAAAAGGAUGAAAGAAUCUUUAAAGCUUAAAUCCAAUCUCUAA